Messenger RNA from Penicillium taxi, 1404 nucleotides. RefSeq names its product secretory pathway gdp dissociation inhibitor. Bases 1 to 1404 code for a protein of 467 amino acids. Gene Ontology annotation, molecular function: Rab GDP-dissociation inhibitor activity. Gene Ontology annotation, cellular component: cytoplasm. Gene Ontology annotation, biological process: vesicle-mediated transport; protein transport; small GTPase-mediated signal transduction. The transcript is spliced from 8 exons. Lineage: Eukaryota; Fungi; Ascomycota; Eurotiomycetes; Eurotiales; Aspergillaceae. The record is from RefSeq and is a predicted model, not a curated record.
AUGGAUGAGAUUGCCCCAGAGUACGAUGUCGUUGUGCUCGGCACUGGCUUGACCGAGUGUGUGUUGUCUGGUGUCCUGAGUGUCAAGGGUAACAAAGUCCUGCACAUCGACCGCAACGACCACUAUGGAGGAGAGGCUGCCUCCGUCAACAUCGAAACUCUGUUCAAGAAGUACGGAAAUGUUGCCCCCGGCGAGGAGCCUUGGAAGAAAUACGGACGAGUCAAUGACUGGAACAUUGAUCUGGUUCCCAAGCUGUUGAUGGCCAACGGAGAGUUGACAAAUAUCUUGGUGUCCACCGAUGUCACUAGAUACCUCGAGUUCAAGCAGAUCGCUGGCAGCUAUGUGCAGCAAGGCAAGGGUGCUAAGGCGACCGUCGCCAAGGUGCCCUCAGACGCUGGUGAAGCCCUCCGUUCCUCUCUUAUGGGCCUUUUUGAGAAGCGUAGAGCCAAGAAAUUCCUCGAAUGGGUUGGCGAGUUCAAGGAGGAUGACCCUGCUACCCACCAGGGUCUCGCCGUUGUCAGCUGCACCAUGAAGGAGGUUUAUGACAAUUUCGGCCUCGAAGAUAACACUCGUGAUUUCGUUGGUCACUCCAUGGCCCUCUACCCCGAGGACAGCUACAUCUCCCAGCCCGGCAUGGCUAUCGACGCUAUUAACCGUAUCCGUCUCUAUGUCAACUCUAUGGCCCGCUACGGCAAGUCUCCUUACAUCUACCCCCUUUACGGUUUGGGAGAGCUUCCCCAGGGCUUCGCUCGCCUGUCUGCUAUCUACGGCGGUACCUACAUGCUUAAUACCGAUGUCGACGAGUUCCUCUACGAGGGUGGAAAGAUCUCUGGUAUCAAGGCUACCAUGAAGGAUCCCCAUGAAAACACGACUGAAAUGAAGUUUGAGACCAAGACCAAGAAGAUCAUUGCCGAUCCUUCUUACUUCCCCGGAAAUGUCAAGGUUUCUGGAUACUUGCUCAAGGCUAUCUGUAUCUUGAAGCACCCCAUCGACAAGACCGAUGGCAGCGAUUCACUGCAGCUGAUAAUUCCCCAGUCUCAAAUUGGUCGCAAGCACGAUAUCUACAUCGCAAUGGUCUCGUCUGCACACAACGUCUGCCCCAAGGGUUACUACAUCGCCAUUGUCUCGACAAUCGCCGAGAACGAUACCAACAACCACCUGGAGCUUGAGGCCGGAUUUGAGCGUCUGGGCCAGAUCGAGGAGAAAUUCAUGGGACCCCCGAUCCCGCUCUACGAGCCCCUCGAGGACGGCGAGAAGGACAAUGUCUUCAUCUCGAAAAGCUACGAUGCCACAUCUCACUUUGAGACCACGACCAUUGAUGUGCGAGAUGUGUACCGCCGGGCCACUGGCGAGGAGUUGGUUGUUGAGGGUCUCCGAGAGGGCCAGUCGCUUGCUCAGGAGUAA